Molecule: messenger RNA, 3801 nt
Organism: Linum tenue
Lineage: Eukaryota; Viridiplantae; Streptophyta; Magnoliopsida; Malpighiales; Linaceae
Source: the annotation of a GenBank genome assembly
UGCACAUCAGACAAUACCAUUGCGGCUAAGCUAACCCCUCUCCCCCAUUGAUCUCAUCGUUCUCACACUUGCCUCUUCUUCUCCUUCCACAUCAAUUCUGAGGUCUGGAGUUUAGUCUCUGGGCUUGCCACUGGCGUCUUUUCAGGCCAGGCCAACCAGGCUUUAACUCUCGCCAAGCAACUUCGCUGAGCUAUCUGGGAAGUAGUUCGUUGAAAAUUCCCUAAUCGAAAUUCCAGCCCCCGAGAAUUUGAGGAAUUUGGAAAGUGGGUUUUGAGUUCGACGACUCUAGGGAGUUCUUGGUCAACUUCACCCCGGAAUUCGACUAGGGGGAAGGCUGUCUUCGUUGCCUCACGGAGAUCGGAGGUGAUCUCGGUUGCGCGAAGACAAUCCCCAGGUGAGCGGCCCUGUUCAAGUUUGCGACUUCCACUAAGCUGUAAACCGACUUAACUGAGAUGAUGAACUCAGCUUCCAUUUGUAUUGCCGAGAAUUGAGGGUGCUAGUUGUAGCGAAAUUCCACAGGCUGUUUGAAAAUGGUGGCUCGAGUGAAAUGGGGUAGCAUUUACAGAAGGCGAAUGAGAGUGUUUACGCUAACUCUUGUGAUUUACUUGGAUUACAAGGCUUUACAACAAAGAGAAAAAUGGAUUAGCCCGUCUAAAAGAGAUGCUCUUUGGGAGAAGGCCCAUGAGCGGAAUGCUAGGCGUGUUCUCAACGUAAUGAUUGAACUGGAAGGUUUGUGGGUGAAACUUGGACAAUAUUUAUCCACUCGUGCUGAUGUGCUUCCUCGUGCUUACAUAGCACUUCUCAGGCAGUUACAAGAUGCACUUCCUCCUCGUCGCUUGCAAGAGGUUAUAGAUACUCUACUUUUGAUUGCACAGAUUCGUUCUACCAUACAAAAGGAGUUGGGGGAGACCAUGGGCGAUCUCUUCUCCUAUUUUGAUGAAACUCCUCUGGCAACUGCAUCGAUUGCUCAAGUCCACCGAGCAACUUUAGUUGAUGGGCGUGACGUGGUUGUAAAAGUUCAACAUGAGGGCAUCAAGGCAAUCAUACUAGAGGACUUAAAGAAUGCCAAGGCAAUUAUUGACUGGAUAGCCUGGGCAGAGCCACAAUACAACUUCAACCCUAUGAUUGACGAGUGGUGCAAAGAAGCUCCUAAAGAACUCGACUUCAAUCUUGAAGCUGAGAACACUAGAACCGUAGCUAUUAAUCUAGGAUGCAGGAACAAAGAUGGCAUUAACACACAUGACAACAAGGUGGAUGUUUUGAUCCCAGAAGUCAUUCAGUCUGCUGAGAAGGUUCUAAUCUUGGAGUACAUGGAUGGGAUUCGUUUGAAUGACCGUGUAGCCUUGGAAGCUGCUGGUGUUGACAAACAAAGGAUUGUUGAAGAAAUUACACGUGCCUAUGCUCAUCAAAUAUAUGUUGACGGAAUGUUUAAUGGCGAUCCACAUCCUGGGAAUUUCCUGGUGAGCAAGGAAGCUCCACAUCGUCCGAUCUUACUGGACUUCGGGCUUACAAAGAAAAUAUCAACUACUCUGAAACAAGCACUGGCUAAAAUGUUCCUUGCAUCUGUCGAGGGGGACCAUGUGGCUUUGUUGUCUGCUUUUUCAGAAAUGGGUCUUAAGCUUAACUUGGACUUACCAGAGCAAGCAAUGGAAGUGACUAAUGUGUUCUUUCGCACUGCGAAUCCAGCUAACGAUCCUGCAGCAAACAUGAAAACUUUGUCCGAUCAAAGAUCGAAAAACAUGAAGGUGGUCCAGGAAAGGAUGAAACUCAACCAAAAGGAUGUUAAAAGGUUUAAUCCAAUUGAUGCCUUUCCUGGUGACAUUGUCAUAUUUGGUCGGGUCCUCAAUCUUCUAAGAGGACUUUCAACCACUUUGAAUGUUCGCAUAGUGUAUCAGGAGAUCAUGAGACCAUUUGCUGAAUCUGUGCUGCAAGGAUACAUCAGCAAGGCACCAGCAGCAAAUACAGAAUGGAUCUAUGACACACCUGUAAAUUCUGAUGUGGAGGCCAAGUUGAGGCGGCUCUUAGUUGAGCUCGGGAAUGAAGAGAAGAUACUCGGAGUCCAGGUUUGUGCUUACAAAGAUGGGAAGGUUAUCAUCGACACAGCUGCUGGGGUACUUGGGAGAUAUGACCCUCGCCCAGUCCAACUUGAUAGCCUCUUCCCAGUUUUUUCAGCAACUAAGGGUGUCACCGCCGGUUUAGUGCAUUGGCUUGUAGACAACAGGAAACUCAAGCUUGAUGACAAUGUUGUCAACAUCUGGCCGGAAUUUGGAACAAACGGAAAAGAUCGCAUCAAAGUCAAUCAUGUUCUUAAUCACACAUCUGGUUUGCAUAAUGCAAUGGCCAAUCUUAAUGGUGGGAAUCCCUUACUGUUGUGUGACUGGAAAGCUUGCCUGGAACAAAUUGCUCUGGCAGAGCCCGAGACAGAACCGGGUCAGGAGCAAUUGUACCACUAUCUUUCUUAUGGUUGGCUUUGCGGUGGAAUUAUUGAGAAUGCUUCCAGGAAGACAUUUCAGGAGAUACUUGAAGAAGCAAUUGUUAAACCCCUUAAUGUUCAAGGCGAGCUGUAUGUUGGGAUACCUCCUGGUGUGGAAUCCCGACUGGCUAGCCUCACAUUAGAUACCAAUGACCUAAGCAAGCUGGCACAGACCACCAAUCGCCCUGAUCUCCCCUCGACAUUCCAGCCUGAGAGGGUUGGCGAGAUGCUGACCACCAUUCCUGCUCUGUUCAACAUGCUUAUUACACGUCGUGCCAUUAUCCCUGCAGCUAAUGGACACUGCUCAGCUCGUGCUCUUGCGAGAUACUAUGCUGCACUUGUUGAUGGUGGCAUUAUUCCACCUCCACAUUCCUCGUCUUCAUCGCAGCCACCUCUUGGAAGCCACCCCCACAUUCCCAAACUCGGCCGAAAGAAACCUUCUAAACCAAAAGGAAAGAAAUGGAGUGAAGCACUGGUCGGCACUUCUUCAGACAGGAAACAGAAUGACAAUCACAGUAGUGAAGAUGUUGGUUACACUAAGCUUGCUGAUGACAAUUACCCUAGUGAUGAUGAUGUCCCGGCUGAGAGUGCCAACUCUCACGGCAAGUUGCUUGUUAAGGAAGAAACUCGGAUGUAUAGUAACCCGAGGAUUCAUGAAGCAUUCUUAGGGGUUGGGGAAGAGUAUGGUCAAUUGGCCAAGGAAAAUGGGGCAUUUGGGUUAGGUUUUAGGAGGUUGAGAUCCAAGGACGGAACCUUUCUCGGGUUUGGGCACUCUGGCAUGGGAGGGUCGACUGGUUUCUGCUACCCCAAGGACAGGUUUGCUAUAGCCGUGACAGUAAACAAGAUGUCAUUUGGGUAUGCAACCAGGAGAAUCAUGCAGUUGGUGUUUUCGGAGUUGAAUCUGCCACUACCGGUGGAGUUCUCGCUUGCAACGCCUGGCGAGAUAGAGUCGAGCAUCGGGACACCGCCUCUAAUUAACUAAGCGUUAAGUGAUCUCUAUCUAAUGUUAAUCACACUUGUAUACUCGAUAACACGGAUCUCAGCUGUAUGUCAGUCUUUUUAGAACAUUAUGAAACACUUCGUGUCUACAGAGAGUAGACAUGUAAAGUGUUUUCUUUCGAAUUACAGAGACGAAGUCCAGUGUUCUUCGAUAUGUAAAAAUUGAGCAGCAUUUUGCUGUUUCUGAGACUCCUUCGUUCUUCCCUGCCCGCAAAGCUCUUUCGUUUAUUAACCGCCAUUUCCUGUCUGUAUAACUGCAAAGUAGGGUGCCUUUGACAGUCGCUAAACCCUUCAGUAAGUUAAUACAUUUGGCCUUUUUACCGCGCAUA